CACACGAUUACGAUUCGUCUCAACUCACCGGUAUCAUAAACCUCCUGAAAUUAUAUUUCGUAAAAAUGUCUCUUUCCUGAAUAAGGCAGGCGAAAUGGAAGAUACAGACGGAAUGUCAAGUAACUCUGCCUCAGAAACAGAGAAUUUAAGCAACGAUGCUCCAGCAGGUAAAGAAAAUUCGAGCAGACACAGGUCUCAUAGUAGUAGUCGACACAAGAAGCACAAGCAUAAAAGUAAAAAGAGCCACCACAAGCAUAAGCAUCACAAGGAUAAAGAUGGACACCGUCGGCAUAAGCACAAGCACAAGAAGCACAAGAGCAGGAAGGAGGAAGAGGAACAACCUCCGGCUGCUGUCCCUUUUGCAGUUGAUGAAUCCGAGUCAGAUAUUGAAUUAGAAGAUACCAUUCCUUUGCCUAAAUUUGAGCCAAAAAUUCCCCAGCAGCAAACCAGUCGGCGGGAAGGCCGCAGGAAGGAGAGGGAGUACAUUGAUGAAUCCCUUGCUGCUCUAGAGAAGCAGAAGGAGCUUCUGCAAGCUCAGCUGCUGGCUACAGCUGACGAUGAACACUCUGGAAUGAACUUGAUUGCUCAGGGUUACCAGUCCGAUGAAGAAGAAGAUGAAGACACUGUUCUGAAACAGUCCCUCUCAAAGUGGAUCCAUUCAGGGAGUUCCAAGGAAUCCUCCAAACCAUCCUCAAAAUCAGAAUCUAAAGACAAUGAGCGAUCAGACCGGAGGAAGCGGGAAAGGGAAGAUGAGAGCUCUCAAAAGAAACGACACCGCAGUAAGUCGCCAACCACUGAGCGUUCUUCUAGCAGCAGGGUUGAUAACAGCAAUUCUAAAUCCUCUGAAAGCAGGACUAGUAGAGACAGUCAUUUAUCGAGUGAUAAGAAACAUUCCAAGGACAAAGACAACAGAAGAGAAUCUAGAAAAUCACCAAGUGCCACUAAAUCUGAGCAGAGGGAGCCUAAAGAUGGUAAGGAGUCGAAAGACCGAAGGAAAGCAUCAGUACGUGACACUAGGGGGUCGCCCAAGCGAGAGCACAGAUCAGGAGAGAAAGCUAAAAGGGAGAGUAGCAGGGACUCUAAACCCCACAGGAGCAGGUCUCCAAUAAAAGAGAGGACAUUUACUGAAACUGCAAGGAGUAGACCAAGUCCACCCCGUCGAUCCCCUCCCCCUCGUCGGCCUCCUUCCCCUCCAAGCCGCCGUCCAGACCGAAGUAGAUCCCCCCUUGGUCGAAGGGGGCGGAGUCCCAUCGAGAGGCGGGGCAGGAGCCCCUUGGAGAGGCGAGUAAGAGGCAGCAGGUCGCCAGUCAAUAGGUUUGAUAGAAGGAGGGGGAUAUCCCCGCCAAGGCGGUUUGGAGACAUGUCACGCAAUAGAAGAAGACGAAGUAGGAGUCCUGAUAGACGAGGAAGAAGAAGGUGGGGAAGGAGCAGGAGUAGGUCACCUAGAGAUAAAUUCAAAGGCAGUCUGUCAGAGGGACUGUCAUUGAAACAGGAGUCAUCUGAUGAUGAAAUCCCUGAUGUUGACUUAGAUGAAGAGGAAGAUGAAGAAGCAGUUAUUGAGAGAAGAAGAAGAGAGAGGCAGCAACUAAUGCAGAAAUACAAAGUUGCUGAGGCAGCAGAGAGUGCAGCAUCAAGCCCCGCUCAGGUGCCUUCCGAGCCCACAUCCAACCCACAGUCACCCCAGCCCAGUGAGCAAGAAGAUAGCAGUGAACAGAGCCAGGAUUCAGAGGAUGAUGAAGACGAAGAAGAGGAAGAAGAGGAGGAGGAGGAAGUGGAGAAGGAGGAGGAGAGUGAAAAGAGCAGUUCAUCAGAUUCGGACAAUGACAGCAGUGAAGAAGAAAGCAGGGCCAGCAGUGAUGACGAGGAAGAGGAUGAUAGAGAUACAGCAAGGAUAGAUGAAGAGGAAAGACUCCGGGAAGAGGAGGAGGAGGCGGAGAGAGAGAGGAGGAGGGAGUUGGAGAGGAAGAGAUUAAAGGAGGCGUUUCCUCAGAGUGAUAGUGAGGAUGAGGAUUCAACCACUAAAGAUGUUGAAGGGAGUAUGGACAAGAACUUGAGCGAUAUUGUCAAACCCAAAUCAGAUAAAGAGCAAGCAACAGCUAAAAAUGGACUGGACAUGUUUAGUGAGGUGGAUAUGUUCAAGAUGAGUCCAUCCACUCGUGAGGGCAUUGGACAGAUGGGACCUGAGAACCCAAGUCUCACUGAUAAUUGGGAUGAUGCUGAAGGAUAUUAUCGGGUGCGUAUUGGAGAGAGCCUUGACAAGCGCUAUACAGUGUAUGGCUACACUGGUCAGGGUGUGUUCAGUAAUGUGGUCAGAGCAAGGGACACAGCCAGAGGUCAGCUGGACGUGGCCAUCAAGAUCAUCCGUAACAAUGAACUCAUGCAAAAGACUGGCCUGAAAGAACUAGAGUAUCUCAGGCGACUCAAUGACCAGGACAGGGAAGAUAAGUUUCAUUGCGUUCGUCUCUUCAGAUCUUUCAGUUACAGGCAGCAUCUUUGUCUUGUCUUUGAACCACUAAGUAUGAACCUUCGAGAGGUGUUGAAGCGAUAUGGCAAGGAUGUAGGGUUACACAUCAAGGCAGUAAGGUCGUACACUCAGCAGCUGUUCCUAGCCCUCAAACUGCUCAAAAGAUGCAACAUCCUGCAUGCUGAUAUCAAACCGGAUAAUAUUCUGGUGAAUGAAUCAAAGACAAUCCUAAAACUCUGUGAUUUUGGUUCAGCCUCACAUGUAGCUGAUUGUGACAUCACUCCAUAUCUUGUCAGCAGAUUCUAUCGUGCUCCUGAAAUAAUCAUUGGUAUGAGCUACGAUGCAGCCAUAGAUCUCUGGAGCACAGCCUGCACCAUCUUUGAACUAGCCGCCGGUAAGAUCAUGUUCCCUGGCAAGACCAACAAUCACAUGCUGAAACUCUUCAUGGACCUCAAGGGCAAGAUGCCCCAUCGGAUAAUCCGCAAGGGCAUGCUGCGGGACAAGCACUUCGACUCCAACUGCAACUUCAAGUAUGUGGAAGUGGACAAGGUCACAGAGAGGGAGAAAGUGACUGUGAUGACCGUCAUCAACCCGACCAAAGACCUGACCACGGAGCUGCUGGGUUACCAACGUUUACCAGAUGACCAACAACGCAAGGUUCUGCAACUCAAGGAUGUGUUAGACCGGUGUCUCAUGUUAGAUCCUUCAAAGCGGAUCUCCAUCAGCGAAGUGCUACGACAUUCUUUCAUCCAGGAGAAGAUCUAAACGGGGGCAAGGGUAUCCCCUUCUGGGGUCCCCUCCCAGCCUUGCCCUGAAUGACGCACUCCAUGUGGUGCUAGACGAGCGGUAGUAGUACUCUUGAGAUGUCAUUAGCCAUCAGGUUUCCACAUGGCAACCUCUCUUUAUUGUACUUUACGUUGACUGCAGAAUGUUCUUGCUUCAACUCAGGUUCUGUAAUAGAGCUAUGUUCCGUAUCAUAGCUUAUUUUUUACAUUUAUUAAUCAUUUUAAAGAUGACCAUCUGAAUUUUAGAAGAUUUUGCUUUGUAUAUUUGUGGAUGUGCAUAGAGUGCAUAAGCUAUUUUUCUGCAGGUGUUAAUGGGUAAAUCUUCAUAUGGGGUACUCUCUCUUCAGAGUGCUGUGUGAGUUCAUGUCGUACUUUUUAUAUUAUAUUGCACGAUUUAUUUUGUAUUCAAUUGUGGUUCCUGAGAGCGUGAUUGGACAGGCAGCUUUUGAAGAAGAGAAGGUAAGAGGUCAUUAAUUGAGGUAAGUUUUUAGAAGUUUGAGAAAUCAGUGAAACUUUUUUUUCAAGAGGUGGGGGACCUGCUACCCCAACUUCUCAGGCCAACAAGAUUUGAGCUUUUUCAUUAAUAUUUACCCCAUUUAUAAAUUAUUUGAUUCCAACGAGUAUUACAUAACUGAAAUAAUCAAGUGAAAGUAUUUUCCAUUUUCUUCUUAUUUGUUGAUACUUUCUUUUCAUACUAAUUGGAAUAGAUCAUAGAUAUCUUGCUCAUUAUUUCAAUCAUUUCUCAAGAGCUACCAUAGAGACUUCUCAUUGUACACAUCAGUUUGUAAGAAAUUGCUUUUUUUAAGAAAUAGGUUCAGCUGAUUUGUUUUCUUGUGUUCUUCUUCCAGAACUGUUCGGCUGCCGAGGGCACACCGGGUUGUACAACACAGAACUAUUAAAAUCAUGUGUGAGCACAAAAAAGUCAUUUGUGUAGUAAUAUCAUUUUCAUGUGUAGACAUGUUGAUAUCCGAUCUAGAAACCAUUGCAUAGUAUAUAUCUAGUCAGCACCCUCACCACCAACAACAUACAAAUAAUGCAAAGGAAUGAGAAAUAUGUGGGUUUUUUUUUUGCAAACUCUAUUCUAAAUGGAGACAUACCAAAACAGGCCUCUUUCCACAAAAAAAGAGAGGUUAUGUGAAAUAAUUAAAAUGAAUGUUGGAUAUUUGUCUCUGUGGAGUGUAUGCCUCCAUCAUUGAAAUAUUUUGUUCCAUAUUUUCCAUGAAAAAAAUGUUUGCUCUUGUCAGAGAUCGUACACACUCACAAAAUCACAUUGCUUGAGAUUCAACUGUAGUUAUCCAGCUCUUAAUGAGCAAAGAUAUUCUUUGUUUAAAUGUCCUUUUUUUCAUCGUGAAAAUCGUUCAUCUUAAAUUUGAUUUUGGCUGUGAAUAAGAUGUCCAUUGGGGAAUACUUUGGUGUUGAGUCUUGACCUUUACAUUCUAAUGUUUGGUGCAAGGGUAGAAUUAGCAUAGAUCUAUUUAAAAAUUUGUAAAUUUUGUGAUGAAGAAUGAAACGUCACGUUAAAAAAAUUGUAAUUUGCCUUUACAGCUAUAUUUUGUAAUUUCCCAAGUGGUUUUCUAUUAGAUCGAUGAAACAAUGAAAUAAUUAUUUUAAUUAUCACAGGGAAACAAAUUACGAAAUAUUUAUGAAUUCAAGAUUUUUAAGGUUUUUUGUAAUUCUCAAUGUUAUUGCAAAUGUAUGCUAAAGAUGUGCUUGAUACUUCUCCUUUAAUAUUAAAAGUUUACCAAAAUCUCUUGAAAUCAUAAACAGUUGCAAAAAAGAAAUUAAAUUCAAAACAAACCCAAAACAGAAAAAUGAGAGGAAUUGGGAAUUGAUUUGGAUAUUUGUUUUUGCUGAUUCAUCAUUGCUACUGUUGGAGAAUGAGAACUUAUCAAUGCUUACGAUUAUGGAACGGUCCCCUGAUUAUCACAAUUCAUAGAGCAAAAAGUGAAUAUCAAGCGCAUUUUUUAGCAUUUUUUUUUCUCUCUGAGCUAUGGAAUACAUAAAGUUGACUUGUUUUUGCCUGAUUUCUUUCCCCCUCACCAUAGCGCUGGUUCAACUGGGGAGUGCUCAGCUCAAGCAGAGUUUGUUUAUAAAGUGCAUUGUCAGUAGCAGAACUGUGCAGGGUAAAGUACAUGUGUGAAUGGAGUGUGUUAAUUUCAAUGAUUAUGUACUAUGAUAUGCAUGUAAAUAUUACUGAAGGGGGAAAUCCCAACACGGGAAAGGGGGAAAGCCCCCAGUGGGAAAUUCCUAGAGGGAAAUCACAAAUGUGUCUAUACAGGCUGGCAUUGCAGGGAUAGAUACCCCGGUAUAUUAUCAUUUUAUGACUUGAGUCUAAUUAUGAUUUAAAGUUUGAUAAAAUUGCACAUUUAAUAUUCUGAUAGCAAAUUUGACUUAAAAACUGAAUCUGGCAGAUCAAAUCUGAAAUAAUUACCAUUUUGAAUGUCAGGUUGCUAUAUUGAAUAAGAACAGUUUAAAUGAUAAUCAGCUCUCCUCUUCAUCACCAUAUGCCUGUAUUUAAAGCUUAGAUCAUUUUAAAGUGUGUGAAAUGUUGGUAUUUAAUUCUGAUGUUAAACAUGCACCCCUGUCUUUUUCCUCGGCUGUCAGUUUAUUCAAACCAAACUUAUUUUGUCUUGUGCGUUGUAUAGGAUAUAUUCACUACAGUUUGCUUUAGGAACUGAAUUGACUGGUUUUAUGCUUGUAUAAGUCAAUAUCAAGACUGUUUUCCUAUGUUUAAAGUACAAAAGAUUGGUGAUAUUGUCGUAUGUCAUACAUGUACAAGUAUGUAUGACAAGAAUGAAUGAUUCUUAAUGUUGGGGUCAGAUAAUUUGUUACACAUUACUAUGAUGUUUUCUUUUUCUGUUUUGAUAUUUUUUUGUAUAUAGUCUUGAAAAAGAGCACAAUCAAUAUCUAUCAUUGAUUUUUUUAAUGGUAUCUGUAGAAGCAAAUAGAUGAUAUUCUGUUAAAAUGGAUUUCAUUUGAACUUUGAUCUUGUAAGAGAGGACGGAUCAUGUAAAGUUUCUGAAAAGAUCAAGAAUAUGUGAAAAAAAUGUUACGAAAUACAACUUAGAUGGAAAAC
Molecule: messenger RNA, 6325 nt
Organism: Lytechinus variegatus (green sea urchin)
Lineage: Eukaryota; Metazoa; Echinodermata; Echinoidea; Temnopleuroida; Toxopneustidae
Product: serine/threonine-protein kinase PRP4 homolog
Exons: 13
Coding region: 95-3229 (1044 amino acids)
Biological process (GO): peptidyl-serine phosphorylation; peptidyl-threonine phosphorylation; mRNA cis splicing, via spliceosome
Molecular function (GO): protein serine/threonine kinase activity; ATP binding
Source: RefSeq, a predicted model, not a curated record